CCCCCUACCGGACCCGCUGACACGCUUCUGCCGCUCCGGUUCUGCAGCAGCCAUGGAUCAGCAGGACGAGCUCUCCGGGUUCCAGACCGCCUUCAAGUCCUUCGCCACGGAGGCCAUUCACGUCGGACAGGAACCGGAACAGUGGAAGUCCAUGGCCGUGGUUCCUCCGAUCUCUCUGUCCACCACCUUCAAACAGCACGAACCGGGAAACCACGCUGGCUUUGAAUACAGUCGCAGUGGAAACCCGACCAGGAACUGUCUGGAAAUGGCCGUGGCGGCUCUGGAUGGAGCUAAGUACUGUCUUGCUCUGGCCUCAGGAUUAGCAGCCACGGUAACCAUCACCCACAUGCUGAAGGCAGGUGAUGGAAUCGUCUGCAUGGAUGACGUCUAUGGAGGAACCAACCGCUACUUCCAGAGAAUCGCUGCCACCAUCGGUCUGGACGUCUCAUUGGCCGAUUGCACAAAACCAGAGAAGCUGAAGGCGGCUCUGAAGCCCAACACCAAACUGGUCUGGAUCGAGACGCCCACCAACCCGACCAUGAAGGUGGUGGACAUCCAGGCCUGCUCUGAUCUGGUGCACCAACACAACAAGGACAUCGUGGUAGUGGUGGACAACACCUUCAUGUCGGCGUACUUCCAGCGCCCCCUGGCUUUAGGAGCUGAUAUCUGCAUGUACUCAGCCACCAAAUACAUGAACGGACACAGCGACGUGGUGAUGGGUCUGAUCUCCAUGAACAGAGAAGAUCUGCAUGAACGACUCAAGUUUCUGCAAAAUGCUCUCGGAGGCGUUCCGUCGCCCUUCGACUGCUUCCUGGUGAACCGAGGCCUGAAGACGCUUCACCUCCGGAUGGAGCGCCACUUUAAGAACGCCAUGGCUGCUGCCAAGUUCCUGGAGGCCGAUCCCCGGGUGGAGAGAGUCAUCUUCCCAGGCCUGCCGUCCCACCCUCAGUAUGACGUGAUGAAGAAGCAGUGCACCGGCUGUCCAGGGAUGAUCACCUUCUACAUUAAAGGGAAGCUGGAACACGCCAGAGCCUUCCUCAGUAGCCUCAAAAUGUUUGCCAUCGCUGAGAGUCUCGGUGGAUACGAGAGUUUAGCAGAACAUCCGGCCAUCAUGACCCAUGCGUCGGUGCCGGAGAACGAGAGGAAGGUUCUGGGCAUCAGCGACACUCUGAUCCGCCUCUCUGUGGGUCUGGAGGACGAAGCCGACAUCUUAGAGGACCUGGACCAGGCGCUGUCUGCUGCUCAUCCGAAGAAGAACUGAGCGUCUCUGGUCUUCAUCUGGUCUCCGAGGUGGAACCGGAGCUUCUACGGAUUCUUCAGGGAAAUAAUUCAAGCGAUUCUAGAGCCUCAGUAGAACGGCUUCUUAUUUAUCUGAUUUGUUUUUAUGUUUUCUAUGUUUUUGGUCAAAGGAUUUAAAUGAAACUUGACGUUCCUGCAAGAAAAACAAAACUUUUUCUGAUUUCUGUCGCUGUAAAAAUCUAAAAGUGAUCCAGACCCAGAUGUUCUCCUGAGGUUCCAGUGAGAACGUCUGGCUGUAGUCUGAUCUUCUGGAGCUCCACAGCUGCUUUUAUUGUGGAGGAGCAGAAAAGUUUUUGGCUCCAGGUUCAGUUUUUCUGAGAUCCAGACGAACGUUUCCUGAAAUAAAGAACAAAACGUUCAAACAGAAACAAGUUUUUCCUGCAGAGACUCCAGAGGAGCUGAACUUCAGCUUCUUCUGUCCAUCAGGAGGUUUGGAGGAUUUAAAAAACGUUCAGAAGAACCUGAAUCCUGUUCUCCUCAUCAAGCUUCUGUACUGUAAAACAAUCCAAUAAAAUCAGUUUAAUAGUUAAA
Molecule: messenger RNA, 1830 nt
Organism: Acanthochromis polyacanthus (spiny chromis)
Lineage: Eukaryota; Metazoa; Chordata; Actinopteri; Pomacentridae
Product: cystathionase (cystathionine gamma-lyase)
Exons: 12
Coding region: 53-1261 (402 amino acids)
Biological process (GO): transsulfuration
Cellular component (GO): cytoplasm
Molecular function (GO): cystathionine gamma-lyase activity; pyridoxal phosphate binding
Source: RefSeq, a predicted model, not a curated record